Aspergillus caelatus is the source of this 1144-nucleotide messenger RNA. RefSeq names its product Trichodiene synthase-domain-containing protein. NCBI's taxonomy places the organism in Eukaryota, Fungi, Ascomycota, Eurotiomycetes, Eurotiales, Aspergillaceae. Gene Ontology annotation, molecular function: carbon-oxygen lyase activity, acting on phosphates. Bases 67 to 1083 code for a protein of 338 amino acids. The transcript is spliced from 3 exons. The record is from RefSeq and is a predicted model, not a curated record.
GCCGGCCCAGCUAGCUCAUAGGCAGAAGGCGCCUUCAGAUCACAGAUCUUUGUUGGUCUUUCUACAAUGGCAUUUUCCCUAGCAGGGCACAGCUCCGCGUACUAUGGCUUCCCUCCGUCAUCCACCAAAGCAUUCCAGGUUAUGCAGAUUAAACACUUGGUCAAGGAAUAUCUGGAAAGUAUCCAGUUCGGCGCAAACACGCCGUACUUUAAGGACGAGGCCCUAGAGGAGACGGUUUGGGGCUAUUUCCACAGCUUGAACAUGGGCGAGAAGAUUGAGAGAUCAUUGCAGAAGAUGCUCAAAAUUACCGUAACGUUUGUCCAUCAGGCUUACACAUCGCUUCCAUUCGAGAUCAAAAUUCAGUGCUCCAUUCAGGGGUUGUACAUGUUUCUUGUUGAUGAUGCGACGGAGGAGUUUACGGAGGACUUGCAACAAUUUGGACAGAAUUUCCUCUUAAACAAAGGUCACCGGAAUCCUAUCUUCAGCAACUUUGAUGCACAUCUACGUAGUCUAAGCCGCCACUACGGGCCGUACUGCCAUUCGGUGAUUAUCAAAUCCAUGUUCGACUACAUCAAUGGACGUGUUAUUGAACACAAAAUGGAGCAGUCGGGGUUUAAAUUCUCCCCAAACACUCGCUUGAUGCCCAUGUUCCUGCGCACCAAGACCGGUGGUGCUGAGAUCCUCUUCCAUAUGCUUUGGCCGAAGAGCCUGUUUCCAGAAGAGCAAUAUCUCAUGCAGUACUUCCCUGUUAUACAGGAGAUGGUGUUGUUUAUUGACUUCACUAAUGACAUUCUCUCGUAUUACAAAGAAUGCUUCAUUAAUGAGGAGAAAGGAAAUUUUGUGUCAAACUUUGGACAAGCACACGGAAUGGACCGCAUGGAUGUCUUGAGACAGUUGGUGGAAUAUACUCCACAAGUACUUGCCGCUGUGUAUAGAGCAUUGCAGGAUAAUGAGGUUCUGCGGAAGCCAAUAGAGCAGUUCGUCACCGGCUGGGUCAGGUUGAUGACAGCCCAUAGACGCUACCACCUGGUGGACCUAUUUGCAGACGAGCAGUAUUUGCCGCCCUACGAGAAUGACGCAUGAUUAUUGUGCCUCCAACUAUAUCUUGCUGUAUAGAAAUCAAUUUAGUCUUAGCAACCUGUAA